UCCAAUUUUCUCCUCCUCUCUCACCCUGCUGGGAGUGUUUAGCUGUUGCCGCUAUGUCUCAUUCCGCAGCUCAGGGCAGUAUCGGAAGCCAUCCGAAGGGCCUGCGCAACUAUAAGAUCAUCUUUUACGAAUAUGAAAAUUUCCAAGGGCGCAGGAUGGAGUUUAGCAACGAGUGCCGUAAUCUGUGUGACCGGGGGUUUGACAGAGUGGGCUCCAUCCGCGUUGAAUGCGGCCCGUGGGUGGGUUACGAGCAGCAGAAUUUCGGGGGCGAGAUGUUCAUGCUGGAGAAAGGGGAGUACCCUCGCUGGGACUCCUGGUCUAACAGCUACAGGAACGAUCGUUUCACGUCCUUCCGUCCCGUCCGUAUGGACGCGCAGGACCAUAAGAUCUGCAUGUACGAGUGUGUGAACUUCGAGGGACGCAAGAUGGAGGUGUGUGAUGAGGACAUCCCCAGCCUCUGGUCCUACAGCUUCCAGGAUCGAGUGGCCAGCGUCCAGGUCCCAGGAGGAACCUGGGUGGGGUAUCAGUACCCUGGUUACCGUGGUUACCAGUAUGUGUUUGAGUGUGGCCAGUACAGGCACUGGAAUGAGUGGGGAAGCAGCCAGCCCCAGAUCCAGUCCAUCCGCAGAGUGAAGGACAUGCAGUGGUACCGUCGCGGCUGCUUUGAAGCCACCUCCACCUAGACCACACCCCCCCUUCCCAGGAGCUUACAGACAGACCACACCGCCAGGGACAGACCGUCACCCAGCAACGGGCAACCGAGCCAUCAGCAAAAUCAAUCCUGGAACACUUUAGUCUUUUAGAUCAGCAAUGAAAAUGCUACUAAAAUAAUGAUGAUACUAAUUAGCAGUGCUGUAGUGGGCUCGUUUCUAAGACUGAGAGUAAACACAAUGUGCAAAAUAGAUCUUUUAAGUUUUGGUAUUCAUUUUUGAUUUUUAUUUAGUUUUAAUUUCUAAGUUAUGAAAAACAUUGUAUUUAUUUCUCUCUCUAUAUACAGUAUGUAUUUGCACUCAGCCUUCUGGAAAAGUCAGUGAACCCGCACUUCACACAGGUGACCAGCAGGGCGCAGUGUUCACUGAAGUACAGCAUAAUAACUGGGCUCCAGAAGUGUGGCCUUUCUCUUACCGUUGAGUGACAGUGAUAGCCUGUCAAGUAGCGUCCUGUCAAGCGGCUGUGAACUGCUGUCUCCUUCGUGGGCGGACAGUACUGAGCAUUCUUGUAUAACGCUGUAUCUUUCUCAGGGAUGCAGGCAUCUGAAAAGCAACGUCUUUAAAUCACAAGAUGAAACGCAUCCACUCUCCGCAGGCGGCCUGGUGGCGCCCGUACCUCCACUACUACUUCUCUUUUUCAGCUGCAUUUACUGUUUGUAUCACAUUUUAACAAAUAAACGUGGUCAUUCUUUUAAAAGAAACGCACUGCGUCUGGUGUCCGUGUCAGAUAGAUGCAUCGAGGCGAGAUUGACUAGACAACCCCACUAGUGAAACA
Molecule: messenger RNA, 1485 nt
Organism: Polyodon spathula (Mississippi paddlefish)
Lineage: Eukaryota; Metazoa; Chordata; Actinopteri; Acipenseriformes; Polyodontidae
Gene: crybb1l3
Product: crystallin, beta B1, like 3
Exons: 6
Coding region: 54-683 (209 amino acids)
Biological process (GO): visual perception; lens development in camera-type eye
Molecular function (GO): structural constituent of eye lens
Source: RefSeq, a predicted model, not a curated record